CUUCCGUCGGUGCCGCACUCUGCAUCCGGGUCAGCUGCUGCCGCAGCAGCUGUAGACGGGGGACUGGGCCCGGGUCUCCGCUGCUGUCCGAGGGGAGCGGGCUCCUCUCGGCGCUAUCUCCUGCGCCCUGGCCGUCAGUCCCACGUCGCCGGCCUGGAGCGGCGAAGAAGACGAGGGAGCCAAGGCUUCCUGCGGGGGCAUUGGCUCUCCGGAUUAUCAGGAGUUUGUAGUUGAUAUUGAAUCUAAGCUGAGGAUGGAAGGUGUGGAACUUAAAGAAGAAUGGCAAGAUGAAGAUUUUCCAAUACCUUUACCAGAGGAUGAUAGUAUGGAAGCAGAUGUAUUAGCUGUAAGUGGACCAGAGAGCCAGCCUGAAGUUAAUGGAAAUAAAGUAAGAAAGAAACUCAUGGCUCCAGAUAUUAGCCUGACCCUGGAUCCUAGCGAUGGCUCUGUGCUGUCAGAUGAUUUGGAUGAAAGUGGGGAGAUUGACUUAGAUGGCUUAGACACGCCAUCAGAAAACAGUAAUGAAUUUGAGUGGGAAGAUGAUCUUCCAAAACCCAAAACUACUGAAGUUAUUAGGAAAGGCUCAAUUACUGAGUACACAACAGCAGAGGAAAAAGAAGAUGGACGACGCUGGCGUAUGUUCCGAAUUGGAGAACAGGACCACAGGGUUGAUAUGAAGGCAAUUGAACCCUAUAAGAAAGUUAUCAGCCAUGGAGGAUAUUACGGGGAUGGAUUAAAUGCCAUUGUUGUGUUUGCUGUCUGUUUUAUGCCCGAAAGUGGUCAGCCUAAUUAUAGAUACCUGAUGGACAAUCUCUUUAAGUAUGUUAUUGGCACUUUGGAGCUAUUAGUAGCAGAAAACUACAUGAUAGUUUAUUUAAAUGGUGCUACAACUCGAAGGAAAAUGCCCAGUCUGGGAUGGCUCAGGAAAUGCUAUCAGCAAAUUGAUAGAAGGUUACGGAAAAACCUAAAAUCACUAAUCAUUGUACAUCCCUCAUGGUUUAUCAGAACACUUCUAGCUGUCACAAGACCCUUUAUUAGCUCAAAAUUCAGCCAAAAAAUUAGAUACGUCUUUAAUUUGGCAGAACUAGCGGAACUUGUCCCCAUGGAAUAUGUUGGCAUACCAGAAUGCAUAAAACAGUAUGAAGAAGAAAAGUUUAAAAAGAAACAAAAAAGAGUUGAUCAAGAACUUAAUGGAAAACAAGAAGAACCGAAAAGUGAACAGUAAGUUUGGUAUCUAGUCCAAACAAGAAUGAAGAAUGUACUGAUGAAGCAGUGCUCUUUUUUGCAUUUAGAAUGCAUUUAUUGGCCCUGAUUUUUAUGUAACCUGUUACAAAAUUGACUCUUCCUUACUGGACUUUUGUAUAAGGGACUGUUCACUGCUGUAUUGGUUUGCAAAUCUCUUGAAUUUAGCUCCUUAUUAGCUAAUUAUAUUGUAACCAUUUUGUAUUUUAUAUUGCUAAAUAGCAGAGAACCACACUUUAUAUAAAGCAGUUUUUGCAUUUGUUUGUUGAAUGAUGCAUCCUCUUCAGUAGACUAUUUAUAUGCCUAAAUGGUAAAGGAAAGAGAUAAUAUAUAUUUUUGUUUCUGAGCAAUAUUUUUUAAUGUAUACCUGUCUUGUGGAAGAAUAUGUAGGUAAAUAAGACCAUGAUUUGUAAAGUGCAUGUUUGAAUUUUUGUUUUUGUAAAUGGUUAGAUACAUUUCCUGGGUAACUUAGAAAACAGAGUUGCUCAUAAGGUGAGGGACAGUUUAAACUGGUUCUUAUGAAUACCCAAAGGUCAUGUACAUAAUCUAAGUAGAUUAAUACUCUCCUAAGCUUUUUUCCCCCCUCAUUUAUUACUGUUUCUUAAUUCAGAAGCACAGAUACAAAUGUAUUGCAUACAUUUUCCUUUUUAAACUUUAAAGACAAGUCAAAAAGCCAUUUUUAGAACUACACAAUUUAAGAGGCUAAGCAGUGGGGUUUGUAUAUAUUUUGUAUAUAUGGAACGUUUUAUCUUCUGGCCAAAAGUCAGAACUUUAUAAAAAUUUUAGGUCUGUUCACUAAUGUGAAAUAAGCUUGUGUGUCCCGGGUAUCACUCUCCAGAAUUUGUGAGUACAGUGUAGUGUUCAGAGAAUGUGAUGAGUUACUCACUGUCACCAUUUUUCUGUAGAAAAUAGGAGCUGCUUUUUAACUGCUCUCAGUGUGGGCACUUUACCAAAAUACUUCUGUAUCGGUUACUGAAACUUGAUAGCAGAGGUAGGUGUUUGACCUUGUGGAAUCAUGUUGACAGUACUGUAAAUUUAAGUUAUUUUGUAAGUCUUAGAGCAUCAUUACAUUAUGCUGUUUUGGACAAUAUGGGAUAUAAGCAUAUAAACUUUUCGUUUAAUUUGGUAAGUA
Molecule: messenger RNA, 2374 nt
Organism: Lontra canadensis (Northern American river otter)
Lineage: Eukaryota; Metazoa; Chordata; Mammalia; Carnivora; Mustelidae
Gene: BNIP2
Product: BCL2 interacting protein 2
Exons: 11
Coding region: 254-1225 (323 amino acids)
Biological process (GO): apoptotic process
Cellular component (GO): cytoplasm
Source: RefSeq, a predicted model, not a curated record